AUGGAUAACGAGCUGGGCACGACGUACUGGCCAACACUAAAACGAAAGCUUCAGUUCCUCAAGAACGAGUUGAAUCUCUGUGACGAUCAGGGCUUCUGGAAAUCUUCAAUCUACCAUGGCUUUAACAAUGACUCUGCGAUCGAGAAGAACAUUUUCAACGGCAGCCCAAAUUAUGUUCGUAAUGGGUCCAUAGAACACAAAGAUCACGCUGUCUACUUGAAGGCUUUUCACAAUUUGAACUUCACGGAAAAUUACGUGCGAGGUUGGGAUCCCGACUCGUCAGGCGGGAUAAAGGCACGAAACGGAGAAGAUCUCGUUAUUGCGCGCAAUUACGUAGACGAUACAGGAAUCUUGUUGUACAUCCACAAGCAGGUCGUUCGACCGCUUCCGUUGUUUUUGAAGAAUGUCCUUGUCUAUGGCAACCACAUUGUGGAACGCACCAAACCCGGCGACCGAAAAAGCGGUAUCUUUUACCUUGAACCGUACCAGAAUUUCACUGACGAGAAUCUAGUUUACGCUGGAAAUGUUUUCGAGAUCGAAGGAGCUAAUCCAACUUCAAAAGAUUGUAUAUUCAUUGGUAAACACGCUAACCUGAAUCAGCACCACGUGUAUGACGACAAUAUCUACGAAGGCACCACUCCUCCAGAACAUGUGAACAUUAAGGCCGCCCAAGGAACACUGCAUUUUGAAUCAGGGUCUGCUUCUGUGCCAAGGGACUACGUUGCCAUGACUGUACCCCGGUACAAUAUCGCGCAGUAUGCUCCCAAGUCUUCAAGUGGCUAA
Molecule: messenger RNA, 783 nt
Organism: Paramuricea clavata
Lineage: Eukaryota; Metazoa; Cnidaria; Anthozoa; Malacalcyonacea; Plexauridae
Source: the annotation of a GenBank genome assembly